AUGUCGCGUCGCGCCGCUGCAAAAGCUAUUGUUGUAUAUGAUCCCCACCCACAUGUGUCUAUUUUCAGAGAACUAGCUGGCUAUAAAACUACUGUGAUUGAAGAAAUCAGCGAUGAAGAUAAUAGUGAGUAUUUGAAAUCACUUGAUCCAAAUGACUGGAAAACCAAUGAUCACUAUGCAGUUUUAAACCUAAAAAACCAACGGUAUAAAGCUUCCGAUGAAGCAGUGAGAAAACAGUGUAUGUGA
Molecule: messenger RNA, 246 nt
Organism: Rodentolepis nana
Lineage: Eukaryota; Metazoa; Platyhelminthes; Cestoda; Cyclophyllidea; Hymenolepididae
Source: the annotation of a GenBank genome assembly